Molecule: messenger RNA, 5332 nt
Organism: Drosophila sulfurigaster albostrigata
Lineage: Eukaryota; Metazoa; Arthropoda; Insecta; Diptera; Drosophilidae
Gene: Sarm
Product: NAD(+) hydrolase sarm1
Exons: 11
Coding region: 16-5220 (1734 amino acids)
Biological process (GO): response to axon injury; signal transduction; negative regulation of MyD88-independent toll-like receptor signaling pathway
Cellular component (GO): dendrite
Molecular function (GO): signaling adaptor activity; protein binding; NAD+ nucleosidase activity
Source: RefSeq, a predicted model, not a curated record
GCGAUCGUAAACAAAAUGAAUUCACCACAGCUCGUUAGCACAGCGGCGCAAGCUCACCACAGCAGCAGCAGCAACAGCAACAACAGCAACAACAACAACAACAGCAACAGCAAUAAUAAUUCCACACAGGCAGCAAAUAAAUUUGCGCCUGCACGUAGGCUAGCAGCGAGGCAAACUCUGCGUCUGGCGAUACCGAAGCAACAGGGUGACUCGGUUUCUCUGCCACAUGCGCAGACCAGCAACAUUUAUCGCCAGUCCCCUUCUCAACUGCCUCCCGCUCCCCUCUUGAAGCGACACACUUCAGUGUCAGGCACUAACAACUGUAAUUCGAGUGGCGGAAACAGUUUUAUACCCAAGUCUGCGUCGCCUUUGGAGUCGCAUAAGUUGCCCAAUGUGACGCCCACAAGUGGCACGCCUCUCUUCUACAAUGGAUCGACGAGCAAUGGCGGUCAGAGCAGCGCCUGCUCCUCGGCCUCAUCUAGUUUUCUAGGUGUGCGCAAACCGAGUCUCACACUCAACUCCUCGGACAUUCGCAACAACAACGAUCUGUUUGCCUUUGCCAAGGACAUGUCUCCUGCUUUGGAGCUGGCAGAUCACUCGCAUUCGCCGCUGUUCACGGACAUCAGCACUGCCAUUUCGCCAGCGAAUAGCAACGGUUCUCCUACUCAUCAUCAUCAGCUGGGCAGACUCUUCAGCCUCAGUCCCAACAGCAUGAGAAGCUACGGAAAUAUGACAGACUUUUCGGAUAGUUCACAGAGCGGCGGCAUGUUGAGUCCGGCCACAACGCUCAUUGAGAGUUUCAACAAGAAGAGCGGACAAUCGGCAGCCGGUUCGCCUCUUCAGCUCAGCGCCACGCCCACAUUGAAUGGCUCCACAAAUGGAGUUGGAGGAGCGCUGAAUGCUGGGAACAAUUCAGCAACAGUUGUCGCAUCGAGUUUGGGCGGACGACAGAUAAAUACAAGUUCUAGUUCAUGCAGUAGUCUUAAGGAAACCUCACAUCAAUCCACAUCCACAUCGCAACAGGUUGUAAACAGCAGCAGCACAACGACGCGAGUUGAGAAGAAAUCACAGCGUCUACAUCACAUAACAUCCUCGUCAUCGACGACGUCUUCGGAAAUGAAGGCUGCCGCCGUCAAGCGCGAUCUCACAGAUAUUAAAAUGUCCAUGUCGGAAAUAGAGCGUCUCACAGCGGCACCGCCGCAGGCACGACACCAUCCAUCGAUUGACGACCUCAAGGGUCUCAAUAGCGAAGAUGCCAUAACGCAGCUGAAAAAGAAAAUGCGCGCUUCAUUCGAGAAUCUGGUGGAUCGUGAUGAUGAUAGCAGUUGCCAUGGCAUUGUCACGACGCCAGAUGGCGACGAUGAUUGCACACACAAACAUUUUGGCAGCGGCCUGGAUCUCACACAUCCGGCUGCCGCACAGCUGAGCGCCAGCAGCGGCCUCAGUGGCUCCAACAAAACCAUCGAUACCAUCAAAUUCGAGGAGAAACGUUCGAAAUCGGUGGCAACUACAAAAGUUGUGGCCGAUGGCUUCAGUUCCGAACAGGCAACGAGCAAUACGGCAGAGAUGAAGCGUCUGCAAGCCGGUGAUAUUGAUUACAAAGAGGCUAAGGCUGCGUCAGCGAUGCGAAAUCGCCUGGAAAUGGAUGGCGUCAAGACCGAAGAGAAGGCAGCCGUCAUGCAGGAAGCCCUCUCGCUGCGCACCGGCGACAUCACGCAACAGGCGACCAACAAAGUCGCCGCCGCCGGAAUCAAAGUGCAGAGCGACAACUUCUCCGCCGACAAGAAAGCCAUCUCGCAGUCACAGCAAUCGCAGACGAUGACCUCGAAUGGCAUCAUCAGUCAGGAGAAGCAUGUGUCAUCCGCCUCGCAAGCGAACUACACGAUGACACACAAAGGUGUCUCCAGCACCGGCAGCAGCAUGAUCUCUUCCUCCUCGCAAAUGUCUGCCACCAACGGUCAAAUGGUCAAGCUCAAGGAUCUCAAGCUCGACGAUCUAAAAUCCCUGACCGCAGGCAGCGGUCAACAGGAAAUCGAACAGGCCAUCACAAAGUAUUCGAAUGUGCUGACCACAUUUGUGAGCACACUGCAACAGGACGAUGACAACAGCGUAUCGAGUCACGGCGACAAAAAGUCCGUCUAUCUGCAGAUGAUCAUCGAGGUGAUGCUACAAGCCUGGGCUGUGCCCACACAUGGUCACGAGCUGGGCUACUCGCUGUGCAAUGCACUGCGUCAGAGUGGCGGACUCGAUCUGCUCAUGAAGAACUGUGUGCAACACAACAGAGAAUUGCAGUUCAACACCGCCCAGCUGCUGGAGCAGUGUCUGACCACCGAGAAUCGAUCGCAUGUGGUCGACAACGGACUCGAUAAGGUCGUGAAUGUGGCCUGCGUCUGUACGAAGGAGUCGAACAUGGAGCAUUCACGUGUCGGUACAGGCAUUCUGGAGCAUCUCUUCAAGCAUUCCGAGGGCACCUGCUCCGAUGUCAUACGCCUCGGCGGCCUCGAUGCGUUGCUCUUCAAGUGCCGCACUAGCGAUGUGGAAACGUUGCGUCACUGUGCCAGCGCCUUGGUCAAUCUAUCGCUGUACGGUGGCGCUGAGAAUCAGGAGGAAAUGAUUGUACGAAAGGUGCCCAUGUGGUUGUUCCCCUUGGCGUUCCACAACGACGACAACAUCAAGUACUACGCUUGCUUGGCCAUCGCUGUGCUUGUGGCCAAUAAGGAGAUCGAAGCCGAGGUGCUCAAGUCCGGUUGCCUGGAUCUCGUGGAACCCUUUGUGACCACCCACGAUCCCUACGAGUUUGCCAAAUCGAACCUGGCGCAUGCACACGGUCAGAGCAAACAUUGGCUGGGACGUCUUGUUCCUGUGUUGAGCUCCAAUCGCGAGGAAGCACGCAAUUUGGCCGCGUUCCACUUCUGCAUGGAGGCGGGCAUCAAACGCAAGCAGGGAAACACCGAUAUCUUUCACGAGAUUGGCGCCAUCGAAGCACUCAAAACGGUGGCCAGCUGCCCCAAUGCGAUUGCCUCAAAGUUUGCGGCGCAGGCUCUGCGUCUGAUUGGCGAAACGGUGCCGCACAAGUUGUCGCAACAGGUGCCGCUGUGGUCCGUGGAGGAUGUGCAGGAAUGGGUUAAACAGAUUGGCUUCGACAAGUAUUUGUCGCUGUUCAAGGAAUCCCAGGUGGAUGGCGAUCUGUUGCUCAAGCUCAAUCAGGAGAAUCUGCGCGAUGAUAUUGGCAUUUCGAAUGGCAUUCUCCUCAAGCGCUUCGAACGUGAACUGCAAAAUCUCAAGCGUAUGGCCGACUAUUCGUCGAAGGACACAGCGAAAAUGCAUCAUUUUCUCGCCGAGAUUGGCGCCGAUUAUUGCACCUACACAUAUGCCAUGCUCAAUGCGGGCAUUGACAAGUGCACGCUCCCUCAUGUCAACGAGGAUAUGCUGAUGACAGAGUGCGGCAUCAAGAAUGCGAUACAUCGUUUGCGCAUUCUCAAUUCGGUGAAAAACUUGGAGAACUCGUUACCCAGCUCGUCGGAGGAGAACAUGGCCAAGACGCUGGAUGUGUUUGUCAGCUAUCGUCGCUCCAAUGGCUCCCAGCUGGCCAGUUUGCUUAAGGUUCAUCUGCAACUGCGCGGCUUCUCGGUGUUCAUCGAUGUGGAGCGCUUGGAGGCGGGCAAAUUUGAUAAUGGCCUACUGAACAGUAUUCGUCAGGCAAAGAACUUUGUCUUAGUAUUAACCCCUGAUGCGCUGCAUCGCUGCAUCAACGAUGACGAGUGCAAGGAUUGGGUGCAUCGCGAAAUUGUGGCUGCCCUCAACUCCAGUUGCAACAUCAUCCCAAUUAUGGAUCAUAAAUUCAGUUGGCCAGAGAAUCUACCCGAGGACAUGUGCAGCGUGGCGAACUUCAAUGGCGUCAAUUGGAUACAUGAUUACCAGGAUGCGUGCAUCGACAAGCUCGAAAGAUUUUUGCGCGGCGAAAAGAAUAUCGAUCGCAUUACGGCGAUGGGGCCUGGUACGCCCGGAGUGGCAUCGUUCCAAAGAACGCACAGCAACGAUCCAGACUAUCAAACGAAUGGAGGAGGAGGCGGCGGCGGAGGCGGAAGCAGUGGUGGAGGCGGCGGCAACGGCAGUGUGGUGGAUGCAUUAAUGGCAGCAAAUGGCAGCGGACAAGCUAAUCACCAGGCAAAUAGAUACCGGCAAUCCCCUUCACCAGCGCGUCAGCGUGCAGCCGGUGGCAGCACCUCACUUCUGAGCUACGGCCGCGGCCCAGCGAAGCGUUCAAAUCACAUGCUGCCUCCGUAUCGCACCCAACAGGCAGCCAUGCUGCAUAAGUCCGGCGCCGGUUCGGCAUCGAUGCAGAACAUGACACCGCUGGCAUAUUUGCCACCACGACGCAGUUCCGCAGCGGGACUGGGACACAAUGGGGGCGUGGCGAACGGUUAUCGGUCGCACAGCGUGGACGGUCUGUUGGAUCAGGCGGCGGCAGCGGAAACUAGUCAGGAUAGCUUGAGCACCCCAGAGCAACGAAUUGCGGCUGCAGCGGCUGUGGUGGCCGCUGGGAGUACAGCGUUGACGAAUGCCAGCUCGACGAGCACACUGCAGCCGGAGGAUGAAGUGGAUGGGGAGGAGGAGCAGGAGCAGGAGCAGGAGAUGUGCAAUGUGAUGAGACGUGAGAAACAGAAUUUGGUGCCACCGCCGGCAAAUGUGCAGCAGCAUCGUAAAUCGCGUAGUUUGGAUCACAUACUCUCAAAGCAGACGCUCGCUGAGAUAUUGCCAGUCAAUGAGCCAACCGAUGAGACGCAAUCGAUGCAGAAUCUGGUGUUGCCAAUGACGCCACAGCCGCAGCGACGUGACACAAGCUCCUCAUCGAAAUCCCCCACACCGGAGCGUCCGAGUCGUCAGAGUCCCGAUGGCGUCAGUUCCACGGAGAGCGAGCGGGAGGAUGGGCAAUCGGUUCGUUCACAGCCGAGCGAAUCGUCGUCGUCGCAUAGUCAGCAUGGCAAUCAGCAGCGUGCGUCGGCGCAUGUGCAUCGCGGUGGCGGAUUGAACAGCACUAAGACGUCCACUUCGUCGCUGGGAUCGAACAAUAGUGCCAACAAUAAGACGAUCUUUAAUCGUACGAUGAAAAAAGUGCGCUCUCUGAUCAAAAACAACGAUCUGGAGGACGAGGAACUCUCGGAUAUAAUCCUCUCGAAGGCAACGUCCCCGAAUGCAGGACGAAUGAUAUUUUGGUAGAAAGCCAAUACGAUAUGAAUCGAAACUUGAACUUACCCGAAUUUUAUCGAAACGAACCUGUAAAUACAAAAAAGAAAACGAAUUAAAUACUCCACGAAUAACGAAAAAGCUA